UCACAUAACCUGUGAAAAUGGGACGGAGAUCUACAUCAUCCACCAAGAGUGGGAAAUUCAUGAACCCCACUGACCAGGCUCGAAAAGAAGCCCGGAAGAGGGAAUUAAAAAAGAAUAAGAAACAACGAAUGAAGGUACGAGCUGAGGUGAUAAAGAUGAAGGAUCCCAAACAGAUUAUCCAAGACAUGGAGAAAUUAGAUGAAAUGGAGUUCAAUCCAGUACAGCAGUCACAGCUAAAUGAGGUGCUAAAAGGUAAGCAAAAAAAGCUUCGUGAAACUUUUGAGCGUAUUCUCCGAUUCUAUGAAAAGGAAAAUCCAGAUAUCUACAGAGAACUUAGAAAAUUAGAGGUGGAAUAUGAGCAUAAGAGAGCCCAGCUCAGUCAAUAUUUGGAUGCAGUAAAGACUGCUCAGCAUAUUGAAUUGGAAAGCAUCCCAUUGCCAGAUAUGCCUUAUGCUCCUUCUAACAUCUUAAUUCAAGACAUCCCAUUGCCUGGUGCACAGCCACCCUCUAUUCUCAAAAAAACCUCUGCUUAUGGGCCUCCCACCAGGGCAAAUUCCCUACUUCCUCUUCUUGGACAUGGUGUUCCUUGUUUGCCUCCUGGCAGAAAGCCUCCUGGCCCACCUCCUGGGCCACCUCCUCUCCAGGUUCUGCAGCUGUAUGGUUGUAAAGUGGGCUUUGCCCUAGAAUUUACCUCUCAUUGGACAGAGGACGACAUUUUAUAUAGUGAGGACCUCGCUAGACGAAGUCAUGAUGACGAUGAUGCUUCCUGUGAAGAUGGUUAUCCUGAAGACAUGGAUCAAAAUAAUCGUGAUGACAGUGACACUGAUGGAGAGGAGUUCAUCCAUUGUGAUGUUGAAGAGAGAGGGACCAAUGAGGACCAAAAGUCAGGUCUGAGUGUACGAUUUGCUGAUGUUCCUGGAAAAUCAGGAAAGAAAAAGAAAAACAUGAAGGAAUUCACACCUAUUCAAGCUAUGAUGCUUAGAAUGGCAGGUCAUGAAAUUCCUGAAGAGGGGCAAGAAGUGGAAGAAUUUUCAGAGGAGGAGGCAGAGAAGGAUUCAGAAGACUCUGAGUCAGAGGAUACAAUGCAGCAGCAGCACAAAGAAGACUCUCUUCCUGAUGGGGCAGUAUUGUCUCCAAUUUCUCAACAAAGGCAGCCACCUCCACAGUCUGUUCCUCCUGCUCAAAUACGGGCUCCUCCCAUUUCAGGACCAUCCCAUUUUAGCCCACCACCUGCUCCACGCAGUGGCAUUCCUCCAGGUCCACUUCCAGGAGCUCUUCCAUUUUCAACAUCACCUGGAAUGCCUUUACCCUGGCUUCUACCUCCUGGUCCUCCUCCAGGAGGACCACCACUGAGGUUCUCUCUCCCAGCAACUCCAGGCAUCCCUUCACUACUUCCUGGUAUAAUGCAACCACCUUUGGUGCCUCCACAUGGACCUGCUCCAUCUGGUAUUUUCCCAGCUCCCUUGCCAAAACCAGUGGUUUUUCAUGCCCCACCCAAUUUGGUUCAGAGAUCCAAAGUGGAUGAUACCAGGGCAGACACUAUUGACAAGAAAGCUACAAAAACCAUCAGUGCCAAACCACAAAUCACUAAUCCCAAGGCAGAAAUUACCAAAUUUGUGCCCACUGCACUGAGAGUUCAACGAAAGAACAAGGGAGCUACUGCUGCUCCCCAAAGAAAGUCAGAAGAUUCUACUAUACCACUUGCCAAAGCAGUUCCCAAAUCUGUCUCCUCUGCUCCUGUUUCUGUACAAACCAACGAUGCUGUAUAUGAAGCCUUCAUGAAAGAGAUGGAGGGGCUACUGUGA
This is a messenger RNA of Monodelphis domestica (gray short-tailed opossum), 1805 nucleotides long. The record is from RefSeq and is a predicted model, not a curated record. NCBI's taxonomy places the organism in Eukaryota, Metazoa, Chordata, Mammalia, Didelphimorphia, Didelphidae.